AUGGAGUUGUCUUUGAAUUCAACUAUUGCAUCCAAUCCAUAUCUCAGUACGCUACCAAGUGCUUUCACUUCGAAUGCAUCAGGCUCCACAUGGGGCUACUACAGCACUCGCCAUACCGCAGCCAUACCGGCCGUAUUCAAUAGAACUUUGUUCCUCCCGCCAUGGCAAGCAAACACGUCCAACCAGGCUCUGCAUCAAGCCAACGAAUACUUUGAUGGAACCAACUUUGUCGCUUUCGACCCGGGAUUCUUCGACUUCAUAGGGCCCGAAGCAAAAGUCGAACAGGUCUGGUCGACGAAUUUGUCUUACAACCACGAGGCGUCAUGUUUCAUCACAGAACGAAAUGCACUUUUCUUCACUAGCUGGGGCUUCGAUCAUAGCUAUCAGUACCUUCUCGAUGGAUCUACGCAUCAAUUGCACAACAUCACGACGUCACCUCCCAUCAUGAACGCGCACGGCUGCGUCUACUUCAACGGAUCUCUGCAUGUUGCCACCGAUGGAGGCGCCGGAACUUAUGCAUCCAUCUACCGAGUUGACCCCCACACGCUCAAGGCUGAGACGCUCAUCAACAACUUCUAUCAGCAGCCAUUUAUUGGAUUUAACGAUCUUGAGAUCGACCCCAGUGGUAACAUCUGGGUGACUGAUUCUAUGUCUACUUGGAGCAACUACCUCACUACUUUCGCUCCCCAAACUGGGCCGGCGGUGUACUUCAUCAACACCACUACCAUGACCCCGAAAUGGGUCUUUGAGGUCGAAGGCGGUGUUGAUGCGAAUACCAACGGCAUCGCUUUCGCAGCCGAUGGAACGCUUUACAUCGACACCACCAGCAUCUCCAGCGGCAGACCGAAAGGAAAAUUCCCUCUCCGAUCAAGGGCGAUAUGGGCUCUUGAUACAAACGGCGGGAAGCCCCAGCUGGGCAAUCGACGACUGUUCUACAAUCCAAUCUCAUACUUCUGCGACGGCGUCCGCGUCUCUCGAAAUGGUUACGUCUUCUGUACUACAGGCGAUGGCGUCGAUGUCGUCGAGCCUGAAAGUGGGUACGCUCUUGGGCGCAUUCGCAUCAGUGGCAAGGGCAACGUUGCCGUCAACAUCGCUUUUGAGGACCACACGCUUUGGAUUGUCGGGAAAGGAGGAGUAUGGAAGGUGACUGGUAUCAACGAGCAACUGAAGAGGACGUGGUAG
Messenger RNA from Zasmidium cellare ATCC 36951, 1182 nucleotides. RefSeq lists its product as uncharacterized. The transcript has 4 exons. The coding region runs from base 1 to 1182 and encodes 393 amino acids. The record is from RefSeq and is a predicted model, not a curated record. Lineage: Eukaryota; Fungi; Ascomycota; Dothideomycetes; Mycosphaerellales; Mycosphaerellaceae.